AUGGGAACUAUGCUCUACCUUUGUUAUCUAGUCCGACCAGAAACUAUUCCUUUGCUGCUGAUCUCCUUCGAAAUGGGUUCAAUCACUAAACGAUUCUCCUCCUCUCCUCAUCUUUAUGCUCUUCUAUGUCAAGCUGUGUUUUUCUAUCAGGGUCAAACUAGCAACAUCUCCUCAAUUGAUAUCGCCAUAGGCUACAAAGGGCUUUCGUCAUAUAGCGCAGCUUUAGUCGGAUUCCAAAUCAUUGCUAAUUUCUACGCUGCGCCGAUUGCCCUCACUAUAGGCUACUUAAAGGAAUCCCAAGCCUUCAAUUCCGAAGACUAUGUCCGCCUUAUUGGAGCUGCUCUCCAACUGCGUUCUGUAAUUCUAUUCUCUGCACUUAGUGGCAUGAUCACUCUGUCCGGACAUUUGUUUAUGUUCAGUGUACUUGCUCCAAAGUUGAUUUGUGAAUUGCUGCAUAUGAUCUUUAUUUUGCUGCUUAUCGUUUGCGGGUGCAUUUCUCACUUCUGCCUCAAGAAACUUUCUCAGCUCAAUUAUUUCAAGAAUCAAAUAAAGGAAUCAUGA
Molecule: messenger RNA, 561 nt
Organism: Cylicostephanus goldi
Lineage: Eukaryota; Metazoa; Nematoda; Chromadorea; Rhabditida; Strongylidae
Source: the annotation of a GenBank genome assembly